AACUGUGAGUGGCGCUAGAGAGACUAUUUGUCUCAUUAUUUAACAACAGAACACGUUAUUUGAUUCUUUCAGAGGCAGAAAUACAGUAUAAAGGUGGUCUGACCAAUCUUGAAUGUAAAUUCUGAAACUGGAAAGAGGCUGUGCCCUGUAUAGCGACAAACAUGGCGGAAAGACAGCGGGCGCUCCCUUCAUGGAUGGCAAAGAAAGAGGUUAAAGUGAAAGAAAAGACGCCAUUGAAGAGUCAGAGAAAAAGAAGAGCUCCAAGAGCUACGUUUUACUGUAUGAACGAAGCGGAGCUGGUAGAAGCUGCUGUUUCAUUUCUCACCCAGAGUUCCUACGAGGACGCAUCGUUCCCGCUUCGCCAGAAGGUUGAAGGAACAGCAAAUCCCACCUCCAGAAAGGAAGUAGACCCAGGCACUUUGGAGAUAAAAUCAAAGCCAGUGACGUCGCCUUUAGAGGAAGAGUCCUCAGACUGCUGUGAUGACCUGGAAAUGACAUACGUUUCAGAAACAGACUUGGACAUUACAGAGGUGGAAACUGUGCCCUACUGCAGGAACCCACAGCAUCCUGAACCCGAAGGAGAGAGAUCAGCAUCUGCCCAAGGUCAUUGUGAACCCAACAACAAUUUGCAAGCUGAGAAAGAAAGUGAGCAACUGUCGACGGCAGCAGAGGAAGACGAUGCUUUACAGCUUGUACGAGAAAUAUUUUUCACCUGACUGAAUGUGUUUUUAAAAGCGUUUUUAGGAAAUUUUAAGUAUUUUAUACCGCAGCUAAAUUACUUAAUUUAUGACAUGACACCAAAUGUAGUUAUUAAUAUUAGUUUUGGGAAUAAACAUCCAAUAUGACAUGGACAUCACUGCAGUGGACAAAUCUCAAAUGUGUCGAUCUGUGAACUAUAAUGUCAUUGAAUUUGUAGGAUGUAAAGCUGUGAUCUGAUCACUAAGAAUGAAUUUUCAUGCCAGGUCUGAACUGUCAUUGUUCAUGUACAUCCUGAACUGAAAGGUGAAAGUCUAAAACAUGUCACAUAUGACUGUUUAAGUCAAAUAUAAACCAUUAGAAAUGCACAUUUAUAAUUAUUUGUAUUUUAUUUGUUUUUCUAACCAUUAGCAAUCCUAAUAAACCAAAUUUUUACUGUUUCCCACUAGUUCUUGAGAUUAUUUUUAUGAAGCCAACAUGUCAAUCUUUCACAGUACAUUCAUUCCCCAUAAACCUUUAAUAUUAUUAUGUCGUAACAGUAACACCAGUAGCUAUUAACUUAAGUGGUGCAGCAUAGUUGUUAUGACUGUAAUUAACCGUUAUAAACAAAGUUGGAGCCUGACAACAUACUUCAGGAGUUUUUUUUUUAUAAACACAGUUUAUGACAUUUAACAUUUGCAGGUAUAACACUGAUAAUGGCUUUGAUUGUUUUUUUUUUUUUGGCACAUUUUCAUUCUUACAUUCUUAUCCUCUUACAAAUGAGUUUGUCCAGACAUCUCAUUGGUACAGCAGUAAAAAUAAACUUGAUCUACUAAAGUAAUUUCAAGCAUAUACAUUAACAAUAUGAUUUGAACACAGACAACACCAAUAAAAUAAGCUUAACCUUGUGAACCUGUGGAAUCUGGUGCAGCUUGAAUCCAUUUAUUUCCAGUCAGAAGUCAGCUUCUGUCCUAAAACCCUUGUAAGUACAGUUGUGACAAUCAACUGUACCUCCACACCAACACACAAAUAAAACCAAAGUGUCAAGUAGGAGUGAAAAUAUGCCACAAACAUAAUGAUGCCUCCCAGAGUGAGCAGGGCUGAUGCUGCCUGGCAGACCAUGCCGCACUGGAGUGUUGUUCUGUCUUUGGCAUAAGCAGCUAACAGCAUGCAGAGCACGGCAAAGGCCACAAGCACGAUUGGAACAUAAAAAAAAAGAACGAGUAUCGUUUCAAUACCGUACAUUUUCCGACCAGAGUAAUCUGACCAUUGCCUUUGACUACAAAUUAGUUCACCAUGUUGACUGUUUUCACAAAAGAUUUGAUUGAAGACACCAGGAAAGUGCAGCAGCAAGACUUGAAAGAGGAUGACCAGGAGCAGCACAGAAAUCCCAAUAGAGUUUAAUCCUGGACUCCUUAUUGAAAGACCAGCCAUGUGGAACGGCUCUGCACUCUGGAUCUGUAAACCUAAUAUAAAUAUUGACAAAAAAAAAUCAAAUGAAAGUAGGCACUUAAAACAAUAAGGAAGAAUAUUAUCACCUUCCUAAAAUAAUUGACUAAGUCAUUUUUUGCCAAUGUAAUUUUUUUCAAGGUGGUGAUUUAUUUAUUUAUUUUUUAUUUUUGUCACAGUUUCUUUUUUCAAAAAAGAGGUGGCAAGUUGCAGUAGUUAACCAGGACACCACUGCAGUUCAUAAAAUGCCAAAUGGGCGAGCCUGAAAUGGUAACCUAAAUUUGAAAAUCAAGAUACAUUGCACUUGUAAAUAGAAAGAAAAGAGUGUAAUAAUUAAUAAGACUAUUUUCUUAUGUCAUUACGUGUGGAGCUAAAAUGUGAGGUUUGCACAGUGCCUUGUGUGAGACUUAUUUUCCUUAAACUUUUUAUUGUCAUGUUGUAUGCUUUGAUGUAUUUUAAUGGAAAUGUAAAUGAUUUGUCAACCCAAAGUGGUGUAUUUUCAUGACACGAAAAGAAAUUGGUUCGUGGCUUUCAAAAUUUUGAAAUUUUGGUCUUCAUAUGGAUUUAUCAUCUGCAAAUCUAAAACCUCUAAAUAAAAUCCAGUACACAUAACUUCCUUCAAAUGUCACCUCUAAGUAAAUUUAUCACCUCACGUCCUCUGAAGACCUCAAAGGUUGGAAACGGCACUCUGUUCUGGGGAGGCAAAAAUUAUUAUUUUUUAGUCUACACACAUCAGAAAUCCACAUAGCAACGAACCGCUCUGAAAAUGCUGAUUGCUGUUUUAUAAAGUUGAGAUACAAAGUCUAGGCCUAAAUUCUAUUUGGAAUUUAUUCAAAGACAUGGAAAUCACUUCAUUCAAUACGACUUGAGCUAUUUUGGGAAGAAUAAUAAACAAAGAGGUGCAAAGUUGGCAGAAAUAUACCACAAAACCCAGGUUUAACUGCAGUUCCACAGUUUAGCUGAGCUCCUCGAUUUUGAUGGGUGUGUUUGACAGAUAGAAUUAUUUCAUGGUUAUGCUGCAGGAAUAAGAACUAUAAAAUAAUUAAAUACACGUUUAAUUAACUAUCUGAAUCGGUUUGCAUGUUCAUGACUUGAUACGUUAAAUAAUUCAUUUAAACAUUAAAUUCAACAUUUAUUCAUGGUACAUCGAUGUAUUUACUUAAUGACCCUCCAUAUUAUAGUAGAGUAUUAUUUCCAAGAAGUCCAAAAUUUCUGCACCAUGUCUGUUCCUCAAAUAUGGCUUAUGAAAGUGAUAGUUCUCUCAUAAGACACAAGUCAUAUGUAGAUCAGCUGAUCAUGUUUACUUCACAACACAAUCGCCUUUACUUCAUACCACAAUCACUUUAAAAUGUUGUACGUUAAUAUGCGUUAAAGAUAGUUUGCGUUUACUUUAAAUCGCUUGGCAGUGCUAUACAGAUUCUGAGUCAACGUCUAAAUUUGUUCUUUUCGUGGACAAAAUAAAAAUGACAGUUAAAUCAAAAACUGGCCAAUUUCCUGAAAUAAAAUAAAACUGUUGUUGAUCUGUAGGCAUAAUCAAAUGUUUAGCAAAAUUGUCUUGCUGUAGUGUGUGUUGUUUUUCUUACUUUCACCGGAAAAGGGUUCACGCCGAAGUCAGUCAAGCAAAGCUCUUCUGCAGAGUCAGAGAGAGGCUUGAGGUUUGAGCGCGCACGCUCUCGCCGCGAACGCGCACGGCUCGGCUCGGGUUCUGCCCCGCUGGUGCGCGCUCCCAACAGGCACUCCGGCGCACGGACUGACUUCUGCUGAGAGCUGAGUGAUCAUCUGCACUUUGAUCAGCUUUAAUUUAACUGCAACAUCAAGGAGUUUGUUAAAGGUUCAUCAUGGGAAACAAGUUCAGCAGAAGGCGAGAAGCCCCUGUCAGCAGUGCUGCUGCUGCAGCAGCCAGCGAACAGAAGCCUGCUGUGGAAUCAUCGACACCUAAACCAACAGCAGACUCUGCGAUAAAACAGGAGGCUGUUAGGACAGAGACUCUAGAUGUGUUGGUAGAAGAACCACCAAAAGAUGAAUGUGCACCAGAGGGGAAAGAGGAAGAAAGUCCUGUUACCUUGGCCCCAACAGAAGAUGCAGAGUCUGAACUACUAACAAAGGAAACUCCAGCUCCAGUGCAGUUUGAAGCUGUGGUCUCAGACACCAAUCCUCUGGAACCAGAAUCGUUUGCACCAGCAAAACCUGAAGCUACAGAGGAAGCUGAAGCUGCUAUCGCUCCAAACAGAGAGGAUGUUCCAGAACCUGACUCUGCUUUGCAGUCAGAGGCAGACACUGACCUUGUCUCUGAGCCGACGAGAAUCAGAGACGAGGAUGUAGUGCAGCACAAAGACCAAGAGUCUGUAACUGAUCCAGUUCUUUCUUCGCCACCAUUGAUUGAUUUUGGUGUCCCUGAUGUGAUUUCCUCACCAACCACCAUCCCUCUGGAUCCAGAUGAGUCACUGAAUAUGUCAGGAAGUGAGCACAGUGCCACAGCAGAGCCAGAAAAACUCACUUCAGGCUUUCUGGAGAAGUCGACAGGGGUGGAGGCUGAAGAGAGUCUGAAGACGCUGGGGAGUGACAUCAACGUGGAAAAUGUUAGCGAACUCCUGAAAAACUCCGAGCUGAACGAAACUGACCUUCUCAGUGACAUCAUUCCAAGAGAAGUCAAGAUCCCUGAUGACACUUCAAUCACAGACAUGAGCACAUCCAUGGAGUUAAUGUGAAUCCAUCAAAGGCAUCCUUGAAACAAGCAAAAGGAGAUUUUAUUCUGUGAAUCCAUAUUCUAAAUGGGUAUAAAAACACCUUGACUUUCCACCCCAAUUGCUCUUAAGACAAAUGCCAAAUAUAUCUUUUUAACUGAACCAAAAGAGCUGUGCAACACGUUGGACUUCAAUUUUUUCUGCUCUUAAUAAAUUUAAGUAGCCAGUAGAUUUGGCUUUGGGGUGUAAAUAGGCUCAAACAGCACAAAACAGAAGUACAUAAUGCAAGACAACAGAGGCCUUCCUCUAUGCAAACUCACUAAGCAAAUAUUCAAACCUAUCUGCUGCGCAUUAAGGAAUUAGUGAGAAUAGCUUUAAAACAACCUAUUGAGAACCACUGUGUACGAAAGAUAAAGUUAAUUCCUUUUAAGAAUAUAGGUGUGUCCUUUAGCCUGGUCAUCAUAAACCAGCUAACGAUGUCUUACCCAAACGACAGAUUACAGGACUAGCAAACCAAAAAUGACCAGUUUAAAAAUUGCAGCACAUACCCGGAAAGAACUACCAAGUAACUAUUUAUGCAUUAAAGAAGUAGUGUUUACACUUCCACAUAUUAGUCUGAAUGGAAUGAUUGUAAUUUUUAUUCAAUAGUGGCUUGCUUGUGAAAAUAAAAGUGCUAUAUAUCUUC
Messenger RNA from Xiphophorus maculatus (southern platyfish), 5493 nucleotides. Its product is annotated as proteoglycan 4-like. The transcript is spliced from 4 exons. Lineage: Eukaryota; Metazoa; Chordata; Actinopteri; Cyprinodontiformes; Poeciliidae. The record is from RefSeq and is a predicted model, not a curated record. Gene Ontology annotation, biological process: double-strand break repair via nonhomologous end joining; negative regulation of double-strand break repair via nonhomologous end joining. Bases 162 to 716 code for a protein of 184 amino acids. Gene Ontology annotation, cellular component: nucleus; cytoplasm.